AUGGCCGAUCGUGAUUUUUCUGGCCUUUUACAUCUGCAAAACAAUAGAAAACGACAAAGGAAGGAGAAGAGACAGUUGAAAAAGAUUGUCAAAAAGGCAUUUUCAUCGCACAAAAAGGUAAAAUAUAGUUUUGAAUAGUUAUGACUAUGAUAAGGUAAAGUUCGUUUCAUUUUAUUGUUUUAACUGUUUAGGUAGAAGAUGUUAUCAAAAGUGAAUUCGAAUCAAAACGCAAGAAGUUGAAGGAAAAGACAAAAAAGACGAAGAAGGAUAAAAGUUUGAGUAAAGAAGUGGAAAGCUUUCAUGAACAAGCAAGGAAGGAGAGGAUGAAGAGAUUGGAAGAGGAACUUGAAGACGAUGAGAAAGAAAUUAGAAGAUUGAGCAAGAAGUUGGGCUACAACAAACGAAAAUCUGCAUCUGCUCCAGAAGUCAUUGCUAAAGAAGGAUUGGAUUGUAGGUGUUUGUUAGUAUAACAUAGUGUUGGAAACUAUAAAAGAAUCAAUAUUGUCUUAUAAUUAAAAUGUUGUUGUAGGUUUGUGGGAUGUGUGCGAAGACGAAAAACGAGCCGAAUUGGCUAAGAACGAAAAGGAAGAUCUGGCUAAAAUCACAGCUGAAGAUGCUGAUAUUGACGAUAUCAACUUGGGCGAUUCAGAUGAUGAAAAGAUGGUGCCUAAAAAGAAGGUCAGAAAACUGGAUACGAGUGCUGUUGAAAAGGUAACAUUUGUUUGAUUUUUACUGUUUAGGAGUUAGUAUUUUUAAAUUUUUAUUUUCAUUUUAGCUUCUGGGAGAUCUUGAAGGUGAUUUGGCAGCUUUAGAUGAUUCUACUGAAGAUGAAGCUGAAGAUAUGGACGAGUACGAUGAUGAAGAUGACGAAGAAAUUGUUGGACUGAAUGACGGGGACGCUGACUUUGAUCAUCAAGAGUUUGACGAUGAACUUGAUGAUGAAGGAGAUUUAGGCGAUGACGAAAACGAUGAAUUCGUUGAAGAUGACGAUAAUCCACGAGUUUCAGAAGAUAUUUACGGGAGAAAGAUUGAUGCGAGAACAGGGAAACUUCUGGAGAAGAUUGAUGUAAACAAAGCGGCUGAAAAGUUGAGGCAAUUGGAAGAAGAGUCAGGACUGAGUAAAGAAGCCAAGUUGCAGUUGACGAAACAAAUUAGAAGUAUCGUGAAUAGAUUGAAUGAAGGAACAUUGGUGAAUUCUAUCAAGACGUUGACUGAUUUGUACAAUUCUAACCCAAGAAAUGGUACGUUUUAAGUUGUGUUUAAAAUUAAAAUUUAGGUAAUAAGUGAAGCAAAUAAUCUUGUUUAAAGUUUUUGUAUGUAACUAAAAAUAAGGUAUCUUCAGAUGUAAAAGAGAUGGUAUACGAAGUGUUCAGUAAGGCCGUGUUUACUGCGUUUGCUUUAACCGACAGACUGUUAAUCGAAUACUCUGCGUUCUUAUCAUUGGUUCAUCAACUUAUUUCUACUGAUAUUUGUAAGUUUUGUACAGCAUACGGUAGAGUGAUUUGACGCUUCUGUAAAAGCUUUUAAAAUGUUUUACUGCUAUUUGACGGAAAGACUAUAUUUGACGAGGAGGCUGAUAAUUUUAUUGUCAUAUUGUUAUAGUAAAACAUUAUUUUAGCCGCUCAUCUUGUAGAGAAGUUCACACUGAACUACUUGGACCAAUUAUCAAAAGCUGAGGACGAAAGUGCUUCGAAAGUGUUGAGAAACGUGACAAUUGUAUUUGCACAGUUAUACAACUUUAAAGUGAUCAAAGCUGCGUUUGUUUUUGAGUUGUUGGAUCGACUUCGAAAAAUGGAAAACCCCUUAGGGUUUAAUCUUGUUGGUGAUAUGUUUACUUGUAGGUUUAAAUUUUUUAUUCAUAUAGUGAUGUAAAAAUGCAUUAUUUUUAUAUUAGAAAACAUUUUCUUGUACACUGUGUUGGGGGCUCAGCAUUAUGUGAAAAACAUAAUAAGUCGACUAUAAUGAGGAGUAAAUCAUUUGUGAGGUUUCAGAUGCCGGAAACUCUUUACGAAAGAAGGAAACAUCACUACUGAGCGCUUUCAUCAGUCGCUUACAAGAGCAAGUGGCGAGUAUGGAUAAGGAUGUUAAAGAUGAGUAUGUUAUUUACCAUUUCAAUACGAGUUUUUAUAUUAAUUUAAGUUUUUAUUGAGUUUUUUAAUCUUAUUGUAAAUGUCAGUGUGUUGCUGACGUUUUGUGGUUGUUGCUAAUGAUUUUGUGGUAGUAAUAGUAGUAUAUAUGUAGAUGUAGUAGGAAUAUGUGGUAGUAGUAAAGUAUGAUGUUUUUCAAUUGUGUGUUGUAUACUAUCUUAUUAUUAUUAUUAUUUAGUCCCCGUAUUUCAUACCUAGUGGAAGAUUUUCUACAAAUAAAAGGAAACAAAUUGGCCAAAUAUACUGAAAAAUUCGAUUCUUCAUUCUUGGAUCACUUCCAGAAAGUCGUCAAAGGUCUCACUAAAAGUAAGUUUUUGAGCUUCAACGACUUCUUAAUCUGUAAUAGGUAACAUAAUUAUCGUAAGCCACAAUAAUUAUAAUAUACAUGUUAACACGCCUGUUAUACGACAUGUUUUUUUAGAAUCUGACCCAGUGACUGAGCUAGGAUUCUCGGUAACCGAUGUUCUGAACGUGAAAGAGAAGGGACGUUGGUGGGUGGUGGGAUCAGCGUUCAAUCGUAUAACUGUUGAUAAAGAUACCACCACAACAGUGGCAAUAACAAGUGGACUUAACAAAUUUGACAAAUCUUUAUUAAGCCUGGCUGAAAAACUGAAAUUGAAAACUGACAUCAGGAAGACGAUAUUCUGCACGGCUAUGAGCGCUACGGUCGGUGAUAUUAAUGUGAUAUUUUUAGAUGUGUUUGUAUUUUUAAUUAUGUCAUUAAUGGACUUAAGACAAGGGCUUUUUUCACUGUAAAAGUAGUAUGUUAUCGCUGUUAUAUUAUAUAUUGUCAUGUUCCUUACUGUUUAAAAAAGUCUUAGUUUGAUGUUUCAGAACGUGGUAGACGCCUUCGAAAAACUUCUGAAGCUGACAACAAAGAAUGAUAAACAAGGUCGAGAAGUGAUCUACAUUUUGUUCGUUUGUGCCAUGAAUGAAAAGGUAUAUAACCCAUUCUACGGCGCUGUAAUUGAGCGGUUUUGUGGCCAUAAAAAGACAUUUAAAUUAACUGCACAGUUCGCUGUUUGGGACAAAAUCAAGGAAUUGGCGGAUACAAAGCCAAAACAAAGAUCAAACCUGGCCUAUUUGAUAGCUGAUAUGAUCAGACUGGAGUGUGUGCAGCUCAGUGCUUUGAAAGUAAGUAAAAAUAUAAUGAUAUCGCUAAAUGAGUUUUUUUAGAGAUAAGGGUGGCUAUAGUCAAAACAUCCAGAAUCAGAUAAUUUAAGAACCAAGAAAUGUUUUUAUUAAAUUUUUGGCAGAAAAUUAAACUCAAAAUUGCAUUUUCAGACAGUCAAUUUCGCCAUGAUGGACCCAGUAAUCUCCACCUUCCUAAAGCGCCUCUUAUUCCGUCUUUUUGUAAAGUCGAAGGAUUCAGAUUUAGAAGACAUUUUCCGACCGGUCGUAGAAAAUUCCAGGUACGAAUUGUUAUCACAAGGUCUUCAGUUGUUCUUUGAAGUGAAUCUGAAGCCAAAAGAAGACUUUGCCGAAUCACCAGAAUUGGAUAUAUUCCUCAAAAGGUUAUCCACUGUCAGAAGUCUCUGGGGCAGAGCUUUGUAA
Molecule: messenger RNA, 3701 nt
Organism: Bursaphelenchus okinawaensis
Lineage: Eukaryota; Metazoa; Nematoda; Chromadorea; Rhabditida; Aphelenchoididae
Source: the annotation of a GenBank genome assembly